Molecule: messenger RNA, 459 nt
Organism: Drosophila montana
Lineage: Eukaryota; Metazoa; Arthropoda; Insecta; Diptera; Drosophilidae
Gene: RpL29
Product: ribosomal protein L29
Exons: 3
Coding region: 155-385 (76 amino acids)
Biological process (GO): cytoplasmic translation
Cellular component (GO): ribosome; cytosolic large ribosomal subunit
Molecular function (GO): structural constituent of ribosome
Source: RefSeq, a predicted model, not a curated record
GCACUUUUGAUGUUGCCACAUCUAUUUAAAAUCGGAAUCAGCUGAUUGUUCCAAAUAUCGAUGGGCCCGAUAUAAUGCAAUCGUAAAUAUCGAUAAGGUCGCUUCUUCUUCCUCUUCUUUUCCGCUGAGCUGUCAAAAACUUUGAUAAUUCGCAAUGGCCAAGUCAAAGAAUCACACCAAUCACAAUCAGAACAAGAAGGCUCAUCGCAAUGGCAUCAAGCGCCCAAUGCGCAAACGCCACGAGUCUACCCUGGGCAUGGACGUCAAGUUCUUGAUCAACCAGCGAUAUGCGCGUAGGGGUAAUCUUUCCCGCGUAGAGGCAGUCAAGCGCUACGAAGAACGCAUUGCUGCUCAGCAGGGCAAACCCAAGCCCGUUAAGUUGUAAAUUCCCAGCCGCAUUCGAUCUUGUUUUGAGUGCAAAUCGUGUGUUAGAAUAAAGGAAAAAAACAUUUAACGAAA